CACCAUGUUGAUUUAGGCGCGUCGUGGCACCCUUAUCAAGAGCCUUGCCCCAUCGACAUUCAACAUCCGAAUGAUGCGACCUGCUGACAAUUCCAUAAUGUUCAUCAUCACUCUCCCGGACAACUUGACGGUUCAACUCCAGGAGAUCACCGAUAUUAUUAUGGAUGCAUCAGAUGGCAUAGGCCACGAAGCUAUCAAUCCGAUCCGUGUAACGACGCAAUAUGGCUUCCACCACGAGCGAGGAGAGCCCUCUUCUGGCACGCCGUUCAUCCCUAACAUCGACUUCCACUUCGAAAACAGUAUACGGCAGCGAUGAAGAAUCCGAGCGGACCAUUGCCCCAGGAGAAAUCACUCGCUCUAUUGAAGACGAUGUUCUCCCCGAGACAUCGAUACUGGGAAGAAACAUUACCUGGCCCAGCGCCUAUAUACUGGUUAUUUCGCGCGUCAUCGGGAGCGGCAUCUUCGCAACGCCAGGUGCGAUAGUGCAGGCCGUCGGCAGCGUCGGAUUGAGCCUGACCCUUUGGAUUGCCGGCGCGGUUAUCGCAGCUUGCGGACUGGCGGUUUCCCUCGAGUACGGGUGUAUGCUUCCCCGGUCUGGCGGCGAGAAAGUAUAUCUGGAGUUCACAUACCGAAAGCCGAGGUUUCUUGCUUCGACAAUCAUUGCAGUGCAAGCUGUAUUGUUGGGGUUUACGGCAAGCAAUUGCAUUGUGUUCGCGCAGUAUACGCUCUUUGCUUUCGAUAUUGAAGGAACCGACUUCGUUCGGAAGGCACUUGCCAUUGGGCUCCUGACUGCGAUCACCAUCGUCCAUGGAUGUUUUCUAAAGACGGGUAUAUGGAUUCAGAAUCUGCUCGGCUGGAUCAAGAUUGCACUUGUGAUCUUCAUGAUUUUCGCAGGGACCUAUGUGGUUAUAUGGCCUAGGAACAACGAAAACGGCAUUCCAAACAGCCACUUCCCAACCCAUGACGAUAUUUGGAAAGACUCAGAUUGGAGCUGGGGUGUUAUAUCGACAUCACUGUUCAAAGUCUUCUACUCAUACGCCGGACUGAAUAACAUCAACAACGUGCUCAACGAGGUCCAGAAUCCGGUCCGAACUCUCAAAUCCGUUUCCGUUACUGCACUGGUAACCGCCUGCAUUUUGUACGUCUUGGUUAACAUUGCUUACUUUAUCGUCGUGCCGCUGGAAGAAAUCAAGGGCAGUGGAGAAUUGAUCGCGGCCCUUUUCUUCGAGCGCAGCUUUGGCCCGCAACUCGGAAAGAAAAUCUUACCGCUUGCUGUGGCACUUUCAGGCGCCGGGAAUGUCAUGGUAGUGACCUUCGCGUUGGCGAGGCUCAACCAAGAAAUAGCGCGGCAGGGAUUUUUACCCUUCUCCAGGAUUCUGGCAUCUUCGCGACCUUUUCAUGCUCCCCUGGGCGGCUUGAUCGUGCACUAUAUACCAUCACUCUUGGUGAUAGCGCUUCCACCCUCCAGUGAUGUUUAUUCUUUUAUUCUGGAGGUUGAAGGCUAUCCAGGACAGGUAUUGGCCUUAGCCAUAUCAGCGGGCCUGCUAUGGUUGAGAUACAAACGCCCCGAUCUAAAACGGCCAUUCAAGGCUUGGAUAGGAGCAGUGCUAUUUAGGAUUGUUUUGAGCUUAGCACUACUGGCAGCGCCAUUCUUCCCACCGAAAGAUGGAGGAAAACCCGGCGGCAUCUGGUAUGCUACUUAUGCGGUAGUCGGUCUCAGCAUACUCUUGUUCGGAGUUCUUUACUGGUAUAUUUGGACCCAGUUAUUACCGAGAUGGAGAGGUUACACACUGGAAGAGGAAGAAGAAGUUCUGGAUGAUGAUGGCUCACCACCGCACCCCACGUACGUUGAUCGUCCCGAGACUUUUGACCGUCCCUUCGAACAGCAUCCCGUAACGGUACGCGAUGUGCGGGGCAGAGAGCACGAAUUCACCCUCGAUGGCAACGGCUUCCAGUUCCAUAAGCACAAGAGCGAAGAGAAGGACUUCGUCGACGACGAAAAGAUCAAGGCGCGGUACUAUCCCGAGAUAGAGCAGUUGUUGAAAGAAGUAACCGGGGCAACCAAAGUCUUCAUCUUCGACCAUACGAUCCGUCGCCAGGCGCCCUCCGCGGGGGGAGACCCAUCCAGGACGAUCCGUGGUCCCGUGCAGCGCGUCCACAUCGACCAGUCCUAUGCCGCGGCACUGUCUCGCGUGCCGCACCAUCUCCCUGAAGAGGCGGAAAGGCUGCUUCAGGGACGAGUGCAAAUCAUCAACGUCUGGCGACCGAUUAAGACGGUCCAGCGGGAUCCCUUGGCUGUCGCGGAGGCAAGCAGCGUUGAUGAUGGGAGUCUUGUGGUUACGGAGUUGAUCUAUCCGAACCGUAGGGGAGAGACGUAUGCUGUGAAGUACGAUCCUAAGCAUCGGUGGUACUACAAGAGCGGUUUGACUCCAGAGGAAGUUCUGCUCAUAAAGUGCUUCGAUUCCAAACUUGAUGGCAGGGCGAGAAGAGUCCCCCACACGGCCUUCCAUGUUCCGGGUACCGAGGACAAGGAAGGAAGGGAAAGCAUUGAGGUUCGGACUUUGGUGUUCCACGAGAACGACACUUUGGAGUAG
This is a messenger RNA of Westerdykella ornata, 2594 nucleotides long. RefSeq lists its product as uncharacterized. NCBI's taxonomy places the organism in Eukaryota, Fungi, Ascomycota, Dothideomycetes, Pleosporales, Sporormiaceae. Bases 222 to 2594 code for a protein of 790 amino acids. Gene Ontology annotation, cellular component: membrane. The transcript is spliced from 6 exons. The record is from RefSeq and is a predicted model, not a curated record. Gene Ontology annotation, molecular function: oxidoreductase activity; L-amino acid transmembrane transporter activity. Gene Ontology annotation, biological process: amino acid transmembrane transport.